Molecule: messenger RNA, 996 nt
Organism: Bactrocera tryoni
Lineage: Eukaryota; Metazoa; Arthropoda; Insecta; Diptera; Tephritidae
Exons: 3
Coding region: 1-996 (331 amino acids)
Source: RefSeq, a predicted model, not a curated record
AUGUGGAAUAUUGGAAAAAUAAUCCAAACAUUUGACUCUAAAGAGAAGUGUAUUUCCUUUGCCGAGGAACAAGAAUUGAUUCUAAAAGGUAAAAUUUGCCGGACGCAUAAAGUGCCAAUGACGCUCUCGUUAUAUAAAAGUAGCACUGUUGGGGUGUUUCGAUGCCGGAAAGGGGUUUGUCGGAACAGAACUGCGUUAGCAAGGUCGAGCGAUACUUGGUUCGACAAUUUGAAAAUCCCACUUCCGCAGGUAUUUUAUCUAAUGUAUGCAUGUGUAUCUCAUUGGUCGCAUGCGGAAGUGAGGAAAAACAGUUUUAUCAGGGAACCAGUUAUAUCUAGCGCUACUAUAUGUGACUGGUAUAAUUACUGCCGCGAAGCCGUAGUAUUAUACCAGGUUGAACAUCAGGUAGCGGUAGGUAAAAUUGGUGGCCCUGGUAAAACUGUUGAAAUAGAUGAAAGUAAAUUUAAGAAGAGAAAAUACAACAAAGGGCGGAGAGUCGAGGGCCACUGGGUUCUUGGAAUGGUUGAGCAUGGGAGUGACGACCUUAGGCUGGAGGUAUGUCCCGGCAAUGUCAGGUCUGCUGAGGUGCUCAUACCUUUGAUAGAGAAGCACGUAGCAAAAGGCAGUGUUAUAUGUACUGAUUGCUGGAAAGCAUAUGACUGUCUGGCCAGUCAUGGGUAUGAGCACCGACGGGUUAAUCACAGCGACCCCGAUAAUCCGUUCGUCGCCGAGGACGGGACCCAUACUCAACGCAUCGAGUCCCAGUGGUGCGUAAUUAAACGUUUUUUCAUAAAAGACAAUUACAAUAACAGCGAAGAUUUUUCUAAUUUAAUAUUUGAAUAUAUUUGGAGAAAAAAUAUUGCAAAUAAUCAUGAUGAUCCUUUUGUUAAAUUAUUAGAUGCAAUUAAAUACACAGAGCAUCAGCUCUAUCCAACCACACCACAUUUAACCCUAAAAUCGUGGGAUGGUAUACUAAAGCUUCCCCAAAACGCAUAA